UUAUUUAUGCGCAUGGGCAUACACAAGUAUCAAUAAGUGCCAUGUAAAUUAAAACCAAUAUCAAUUGUUACUGUUAUCUGAAGUUUGGGUCAUGAAUAGUAUUAAAAAAUCAACAUUUAUUAUUUAAUUGGUCAAAAUUAGCUGCAUAAUUUCAACUUGACCAGUCCUAAAAAUAUUUAAAGGCUAAAUUAUAACAAAAGUUAUAAAUACAAAUAAAAAAAAUAAAAAGAUUUAUUAAUUAAAAGAUUUCAGAUUAACGGAAGUACCGUUAUUGAAUAGUAAAAUGAGUGUCGUUGGUAAACAACUUAACACCAUAUCAACUAAUAGUGAAAUAAAUGCGAAAGAUAUACGGGAAACAAGCGGUAAAACAUCUAUGCUAGGAAAGUGUAUAUCCCCUAGCGAUGUGCUGAAUUUAAAUGAAAUCACAGAGAACUAUUUAUGUUCAAUACAUGACAACAUCUACGAUAUUGAUUUUACACGCUUUAAAAUACGUGACCUGGAUUCAGGUGCAAUAUUAUUUGAAAUAGCUAAGCCAAGUGGUCAGUUUUCUCCCAGUUUGGAAGACAAAUUGAUUGAAGCGGCUGGGGGAAUGUCCAUUGAGGAUUCAGUGGAUGCUAAUGCUGGCCGAUAUGUGCGAUACCAGUUUACUCCUGCUUUUCUCGGAUUAAAAAAUGUUGGUGCAACCGUUGAAUUCACCGUUGGUGGUAAACCUGUUAAUAAUUUUCGGAUGAUUGAACGACACUUCUUUCGAGAUCGCCUAUUAAAAACAUUUGAUUUUGAAUUUGGAUACUGCAUUCCAUACUCAAGAAACUCCUGUGAACAUAUUUAUGAGUUCCCUAAUCUACCAUCUGAAUUAGUUUCAGAAAUGAUCGCUUGCCCGUUUGAAACUCGUUCAGAUAGUUUUUAUUUUGUCGAAAAUCGUCUAAUCAUGCACAACAAAGCCGAUUACGCUUAUGAUGGAGGUUUACUUAUAUAAUUACAUUGAACAAAUUUGUAAUAAAUUCUCACCAGAAGCCACAAAAGCCUUAUUAUUAUUAUUGUCGUAUAAUUAACUGUUAAUUUAUGUAUAAGAAACUAAAGCUAAUAAACAUAUUUUAAUUCCGGUCUAUU
Messenger RNA from Zeugodacus cucurbitae (melon fly), 1110 nucleotides. It is a transcript of the gene unc-119, whose product is annotated as protein unc-119 homolog. The transcript has 3 exons. NCBI's taxonomy places the organism in Eukaryota, Metazoa, Arthropoda, Insecta, Diptera, Tephritidae. Gene Ontology annotation, biological process: nervous system development; lipoprotein transport; cilium assembly. Gene Ontology annotation, molecular function: lipid binding. Gene Ontology annotation, cellular component: cilium. The record is from RefSeq and is a predicted model, not a curated record. Bases 284 to 976 code for a protein of 230 amino acids.